Linum tenue is the source of this 1185-nucleotide messenger RNA. The record is from the annotation of a GenBank genome assembly. Lineage: Eukaryota; Viridiplantae; Streptophyta; Magnoliopsida; Malpighiales; Linaceae.
AUGGCUACUUUCCUCCUCCUCCUCCCUCUCCUCGCCUCCCUCGCCGCCGCCGCCGGCGGCCAGGGCCACUCUCCCUCUCCGAUCAAGGCAGCAUACUACCCAUCAUGGGCGUCGGAAACCUUCCCGCCGGCGGCCAUCGACACAACACUUUUCACCCACGUCUACUACGCCUUCCUCCUCCCCAACAACCUCACCUUCCUUAUCCAACCCUCCUCCGACACGUCAUCCCUCCUCCGCAACUUCACCGCCACCCUCCGCCGCGCCAGCCCGCCGCCGAAGACCCUCCUCUCCUUCGGCGGCGGCGCCGUCGCGGACCCGACGCUCUUCCCGCGGAUGGUCUCCCGCCAAGACUACCGGCAGGCCUUCAUAAGAUCGGCCAUCGAAGUGGGCCGGGCCCACGACUUCGACGGGCUGGACCUGGACUGGGAGUUCCCCAAAACGGAAACCGAAAUGAAGCACUUGGCCCAGCUGUUGAGAGAGUGGCGACGAGAGAUCCGGAUAGAGGCCCGGGAGACGGGCCGGGCCCCAUUGCUGCUCACGGCCGCGGUGUACUUCAACCCGGAGUUCAAUUGGGACCCGGUCUACCGGAAGUAUCCGGUUCGGUCCGUGGCCAGGCAUCUGGACUGGGCCAGCCCGAUGUGCUUCGACUACCGUGGGGCCUGGGACACGUCCGCGACCGGGGCCCACGCUCUGCUGUACGAUCCCAAUAGUAAUAUCAGCACGAGCUAUGGGCUCCGGUCGUGGAUCCAGGCCGGUGUACCUAGCCACAAACUAGUCAUGGGGUUGCCAUUGUAUGGUCGGACGUGGCAAUUGAAGGAUCCGAAUGUGACGUGGAUCGGGGCUCCGGCGGUGGCUACGGGCCCUGGGGAUUUGGGUGUCUUGAACUUCAAGGAGUUGGAGGAUUUCAACGCGAAGAAUGGGGCGACGGUGGUGUAUGACCAUACUACCGUGUCGACUUACUCGUACGUUGGGUCGAGUUGGAUUGGUUACGAUGAUGCGAAGUCCAUAUCCACUAAGAUUGGGUUUGCUAAGGAUCAUGGGCUUCGUGGGUACUUCUUUUGGGCCUUGAGCUUUGAUAGUGAGUGGAAAAUCUCGAAACAAGGUGAGUUCGGUUUUCAUUUGAUUAAUCUUCCUAAAACAAGAAAAGUUACUAUCUCUUUUGUUUUUUUUUAUUUCUUACUCUAG